This is a messenger RNA of Astrephomene gubernaculifera, 5080 nucleotides long. NCBI's taxonomy places the organism in Eukaryota, Viridiplantae, Chlorophyta, Chlorophyceae, Chlamydomonadales, Astrephomenaceae. The record is from the annotation of a GenBank genome assembly.
ACCAUACUGCCUGUCUUGAUGCGCAGAGUAUAGCCUCUUGCUUGGCGUGACGAUCCUCCAUAUUUAUAAAUCGCGUAGCUGUUGCCCCUGUAAGGUCUGGCUAGCCUAUAUUAGUUAAGCCGCAGACAGGCAAAAGCGGCCGAGCGUAUAUCAGCGAGGUCGAUGCAGAGUGUUGCAGUGCGUACCCUUUCGGACUAUGACACUGCAUAUCUGCCCGAUAACCUGACGACGAGUCCUGCGGCCUGCUCAUCAUCGAGCAGGACCGUGUCCAGCUACUCUAAAAGCUUACUUUGCACAGAGGAGGAUCUUGGAGUUGGAAAGCCUUGCCAAACAGAUGUCCUCGCGAAGGAUAUGUACCCGUUAUGGGAGAGCCGGUUUGAUGCCGUCCUGCUCCUUCAGCCGGCUGCGCCCGCUGACGACGUUGUCAACAAACUAGGCAUUUACAUAAGAGACGACAUCCGCAAACAAUACGAGCUCCACUUCCACCGCGCCGCCUCCUUCUCCGCCUUCUUUCCCGCACCCCUCUACCCUACACUCUCUCUCCCCCGCCGUCUUCCAUCCAUCCACCGCACACGCAUCGUUGGGUGGAUGCGUCAGGUUUCCGCCGCCCUUCACCUGCACGCGGCCACCCUGUUCGCAGCCACUUCACUGCUGGACCGCUUCGUGGGCUCGGUUCCGGAGCUGCCGCCCGACACGCUGCUGCAGCUGCUGGCGCUGGCGGCCAUGACGGUGGGGGUCAAGUACGAGGAGGUGGAUACCGUCCCGCCGUCGGUGUGGCUCAGUCUGGCAAUUGACGGCAGCGGAAACCAGCUAUACCAGCCCGCCGACCUUCAACGCAUGGAGUGGGUGCUGCUGCAAGCCAUUGAUUGGCGCCUACACACGCCCAACACCCACACCUUCCUCACACACUUCCUCGCCUGCAUGCAACCACCAACAGCAGUGGCCACCACCGCCACCACCACUCCUGCAGCCGAGGUGGCCGCAUCCACCGCCCCGGAAGAACACAUGGAAGAGGAGCCGCACCAACACCCCGGCGGCUUCGAGGCGUACGGAAUGCGGCGCCCCCUGGAGGCGAGUCGUACGGACAGCAUGGACACGGAUUCCGUGGAAACCCUGGCCUAUGCCACCGCCACCGCUACCGCAACAAUAACAGUGGCGGCUCUGUCCCAUCCUCCUCAGCACCCUCUUCGCCGUGCUUCUCACCCCGACGCCGCCGAUUAUCAUGAUCACGACUUCAGCGGUGGGCUGGCACCGCGGCAGGCGCUGCCGCUGUCCCAGCCUCCGUCACCUGCCCCAUCAGGCCGGGAGAUGGAGGAGGCAGAAGCCGCGACGAAGGGGACGGCGGCGGAGGCGGCCGGAGAGGUGGCAGACGGCAACAGCAGGGGCUGCAUGAAGAUGUACGAUGCUGCUGUGAUGUCGCCCCGCGGUGCCGCCUCCGCUGCUGCCGCCGCCGAGGCUCUGGGGCUGCUGUGGUGGCGGCCGGUGGCGGACAUGGCGAUGAUGCUGGCGGAGACGUCGCUCAUGCACGAGACCUUCCUGUCGUACGAACACAGCACCGUCGCUCUGGCCUGUGUCGUACUGGCGGAGCACAAGCUGUGCCCUCCGCCCGCCGCUGCCCGCUUGCUGCCGGCGUGCACGCGGGCGGUUGCGGCGGUGUGCGGCGCCUCGGGCCUGACUCUGCAGCAGCUCGCCCCCGGGCUGGAGGGCUGCGUGGAGGCGCUGGACAGGUGCUACGGAUUGCUGGGGAGCAGCGGCGAGCUGGGCAACAACGGCGGUGUGACGAACGGUAACAUGGGGGGCAGCGGCGGCGGCAAAUGCAGGAGCCCCGGGCUGCAGGGGCCGGGGACGGUCGCGGCGAUGGCUUGCUGUCAGUAGCUGUUGGGUUCGGUGGUCUGUACAUACCGAUAAACACAUGGGAUUAAAAGGCAUGAUGCGAGCAUUUAAUUAUAAAAGGCAAAAAAGAGAUCAGCAGGGGACCUUUUGAGGGCGCCGCCUUGAGCGGUUAGAGCAGGGGGUUAGUGCUGUUGGCCGCUGGGUCUGGGUCGCUUUAUCUGCUUGCAUGGCCAAGUGGCCGUAGUGGGGCGUGAGGGUGAAAACAUAGUGGGACUUUGUACAGGUGCACAUGCAGGCCCGACGAGGCUUUCCCAUGUUCGGGUGUGUGUUAAAAUAACUGGCCGCUGGGUGUGUGUGUGUGUGGUGGGUCUGGGGCUACCAGGUUUUGUGGGCAGCUAGGCCACUACUUCUGCGGGUAGUUUGGUUAAUGUUGGGUUUUGACCGGAGGUGGAGUUGUUGGGAGAUAUGUUGAGGGUUAGGUUGACUUGUGGUGGGAUUUACUGAUCGGGUUUGGGAAUUCCUGGGAAGAUAUCUAAGUGCAUAUCAUAAGUGUACUGUACAAUGCCCUACGGUCAUCAUUUACGUCAUGGUCAUUUGCCGGGAAAAGCGCAUGCAGCGGUGGGUUAAAGAAGCAGUCAUGUCAGGGGCAUCUUCGUUUAGGCGUCUAGGUGUGGCACAUGUUUCUAUGUCAUGCUGGUGUGGGGGGUUGUUGUGGCAUUUGGUGAGCAUCGUGAGUGCCUGGGGUGAGGGGCGCCACAGGGGGGCGAUUAGGAUUGCCAUUUGAUUUCGAAGUUCUUAACAAUGUGGCCCUUUCGCUGCUGCUGUUGUUUGAUGGCUUCUUUUGCUUUACGUGCAUCGAUUUCUGUUGCUUCUGCUGUUGUUCCGGCUGCGGUUCUCGGAUGAGUGGAGGAGGGGAGAGCCGUACAUACUAUGUGUGUUAAGUCAACUCGGCACACAUGGCUAGUUCCUCAAUCCGCACGUCGUGUGUCAAACCACGUCGUGCGUUACGAAGACCAGCCGCGAAGAAGAACGUCGUGUGAGUACCCGAGGGCCCCCGGGCUUCUGUCGUCUUACUACACUUGGUUUGUUUGUUCCUGCUGGGCAACGCGUGGGUGUUUUCCAUCGUCGUCACUGCUUUCAUUGCCUACAAGUUACUGCGGAAACUGUUGCAGAAGGGUAGGUUCUUGCAUGAACUAUUUCCGCAGCGGCGAUCGUAGUACUUCGCGGUAGUAGCAGUACAACGAUAGUAGUUAGCAGUAGCAGCGGUAGCAACGGCUCUUGCUUUGGGUCAAGUAAGGUUAAAUUCGAAUUUCGAGUUUGUUGUUGUGGCACAUUUAGGGUUGCUUGCAAAAGUGCAGUUGCAGGCCAGUAGUAAGGCCUUAGGAACCCCUAACUCUAGGUGUUGGUACGGGUGUUUGAUAUGCUCAUUUCCUUCAAGCAAGGAUUAAGGUGUUUCAGAUGAGCGUGCGCCCUUGAUGGGUGCAGCGGGCGAGCAGACUUGCAGGUAUUGCAUGGCAUGCGUUUUUGCGCCCCCUUGUAUACUUGCUGUGACUGUGAGGAGGCUUAGAUGAAAAAAGGUGUAUUGGUUACUGUUACACUGACAAGAUGCACUCUCUUUAGGAACACUCCUAGGAUGAUAGGUAGGCUGGUAGGUGGCUAGAUAGCUAGGUGGCAGUUUCAGGUGUUAGUUAGCUAGGCAGUUAGCUAGGCAGUUAUUAGGGCAGUUAGGGUAGUAUCAGUCGUUACAGUAAGCUAGGCAGUUAGGGCAGUUAGGGUAGGUUCAGGUGUUAUAGUUAGCUAGGCAAUUAGGGCAACUAGGGCAGUUUCAGGCGUUAUGGUUAGCUAGGCAAUUAGGGCAGUUAGGGUAGGUUCAGGUGUUAUAGUUAGCUAGGCAAUUAGGGCAACUAGGGCAGUUUCAGGCGUUAUGGUUAGCUAGGCAGUUAGGGUAGGCAUGACAACGUACGUGAAGGAUUGUAGCCUUGGUGAGAGAAAACUCGGGCGGUUUGCGGCUCUGCGGGAUUGUACGCUUCAUGAUAGGUGUGUGUUGCAAAAAGUGGCCGGGAGUGUGUGUGGCAGUGCUAUAUGGACAGGUGAUUGUAUGGGUGGGUGGGCUGGUCUGUGUGUAGGUUGGUGGGUAGGUUGGUGGGUAGGCGUUGGAAGGUGCCCCGGGUCUUUUGCACCGGUCGGAAAGGCCAAAUAUAUUGAGGGUAGGUCGCUUAUCAGGGGUCUUGGGGGCUGUGACACGCCUCUCGUGAGGCCGAGUGGUGUGGCGGCGGAACACGUGGGUUGGGCUUUGUACCUACUUGCGUAGGGUAGAACUGAGCUGCCUCUUGCUUCAUGCGGAAAGGAGAGAAGGUUGGCGGGUGUGCAGGCGGCUCUGGUUUCGGCGUGCCUCGGGGGCUGCAUCCUUUGGGCACCAGGAGUUAAAACAAACUCAAGGGAACCAAAUCCGCUAUGUAGGUGUGCGCUAUCCAGGUAAUGUAGGGUACGGUUGCUGGUUCUGCUAGUCUGGUCGAAUAAAGAUGGCAAGGGCUGUGGGACAUAGCUGAGAAUGGUCUUACAGCGCAUAUGCGUGCAGGGGAGUCCUGUGCGUCGCGCGCAACGCAUGUUGGGGGUUUGGAUUUGGUUGCAGUUUGGUCCGUCCCGCAUGGGGGGGAUUGGUAAGCGCGUUUUCAUGCAACGGUCGACCUGCAACGGUGCGGUUUGCAGGGGCUUCGUCAGGGGUUCGGCCGGUGGGGUCUAGGGCUCCAUUAAUAAACAGGCGGUCUUGAAGUUGAUGCGGUUCAUGCUUUUCCCAAAAGGUGUUGUCAUGGUGAUCGUAAAGGAUAGUUGUUUGUUUGGUUUGCAUGUUGAGGCUGAUCCCCUUAAGCAGGCAAAAGAGUAAGGAUAUGCAUGUGCCAAAGGACUUUCGUUAAUUGCUCAUCUUAGUUGGUUGAUGGUUGUUGGUGAAAGUUGUGGUAGCGUCGGGGGUGCCUUGGGUUCCUGAAGAUGACAGCAAUGCACCAUAGGUUGGAUAGAUGGGUAGAGUUGGGCAGGUGUAAUUAGUGAGGCAGUAGAAGGCGGGCCAGCUUUGCCGUCGGUAAUGGUCAGGUUUUGUUGCUUCGUGUUGCUAUUUUGGAUCUAUGCAUGAGUAGGGCCAACAUGAGUAGGGCCAACUUAGGUUGAACGCAAGCCGCCGUCCGAAGGCCAUCAAAGAGAGAAUGUAAGCAAUCCGGGCAUCGAAGAGAGAAUGUAAGCAAUCCUAUUG